CCGACCGACAGACUGACUGACCAAGCUCCUCCAACCUCCCGCAAGUUCUAGCCAAAUGUGGAUGUAAACUAGCUACCAAUACAAGCUCAAUAAUUCCCCUGGCGAGGGAGAAGCAGAAGGUGGAGCCGGCACCAAGGGCAGAAGGAUACCCAAGGAGAGCGCACACUCAAUAAUAAUCCAUCCAGGCAGAUGCACUAGGACAGCAGGGUUUUAGGAGGAGCAAGCAGGAGCAGGAGCAGGAGCAGGAGUCAGAGUCCGAGAGCCGUGAACCAAGCCAUGAUGCCCAGUCGCGUCAAGCUGAAAUGCGGACGGAGGAGCAGUACCGGGCAGAGGAGGAGCCACCAAUACCACCAUAGUAGUAGUAGUGGGAACAUCACUUGGAACACUGCCAGCAGCCAACAGCAACAACAACAACAGCACAAUAGCAAUAGCCACAGCCACACACGAUCCUCCGCGUCCGUUUCCAUCACCCCCCAAUCCCCGCCACCCUUUACGCUCAAUGCCAAUGCCCUGCUCCUUGUGCUGGGCCUGCUCGGUGUCCUGAUCCUGGACAGCUGCCAUGGCCUCCGGCUGACCAAUGGUGGCGGCAGCCUGAGCAAAAGCGCUGCGGCCAACAAAGAGCAACUGAACAUUGGCCUCAUAGCGCCGCACACGAACUUCGGAAAACGGGAGUAUCUGCGGAGCAUUAAUAAUGCCGUCACCGGACUCACCAAGACGCGCGGUGCCAAGCUGACCUUCCUCAAGGACUACUCCUUCGAGCAGAAGAAUAUCCACUUUGAUAUGAUGUCGCUGACGCCGAGUCCGACAGCCAUCUUGAGCACCUUGUGCAAGGAAUUCCUGCGCGUCAAUGUCUCCGCCAUCCUGUACAUGAUGAACAACGAACAGUUUGGCCAUAGCACCGCCUCUGCCCAGUACUUCCUCCAGCUGGCCGGUUACCUGGGCAUACCGGUGAUCUCCUGGAAUGCCGACAACUCUGGGCUAGAACGUCGCGCAUCCCAGUCAACGCUGCAGCUCCAGCUGGCGCCGAGCAUUGAGCACCAAAGCGCCGCCAUGUUGAGCAUUUUGGAGCGCUACAAGUGGCAUCAGUUUUCGGUGGUCACCUCCCAGAUAGCGGGUCACGAUGACUUUGUCCAGGCUGUGCGAGAGCGUGUGGCCGAGAUGCAGGAGCACUUCAAGUUCACCAUUCUCAACUCGAUAGUGGUCACGCGGACGAGCGAUCUGAUGGAGCUGGUGAAUAGCGAGGCGCGGGUAAUGCUGCUCUAUGCCACCCAGACGGAGGCCAUUACCAUCCUAAGAGCCGCCGAGGAGAUGAAGCUAACGGGGGAGAACUACGUGUGGGUGGUGAGUCAGUCGGUGAUCGAGAAGAAGGAUGCCCACUCUCAAUUUCCGGUGGGAAUGCUGGGCGUACACUUUGACACCUCGAGUGCGGCCUUGAUGAAUGAGAUUUCGAAUGCCAUCAAGAUCUAUAGCUAUGGCGUGGAGGCUUAUCUGACGGAUCCGGCCAAUAGGGAUAGACGCCUGACCACCCAGUCGUUGUCCUGCGAGGACGAGGGUCGCGGUCGCUGGGAUAAUGGUGAAAUCUUCUUUAAGUACUUGCGCAAUGUGUCCAUCGAGGGUGACCUGAACAAGCCCAACAUAGAGUUCACGGCCGAUGGGGAUCUUCGCUCCGCUGAGCUCAAGAUCAUGAAUCUCCGGCCGAGUGCCAACAACAAGAAUCUUGUGUGGGAGGAGAUUGGAGUGUGGAAAUCUUGGGAGACCCAAAAGCUGGACAUUCGCGACAUUGCCUGGCCCGGCAACUCGCAUGCCCCGCCCCAGGGCGUGCCGGAAAAGUUCCAUUUGAAGAUAACAUUCCUCGAAGAGGCACCCUAUAUCAAUCUGUCGCCCGCGGAUCCGGUGAGUGGCAAGUGCCUGAUGGAUCGCGGCGUGUUGUGCCGCGUGGCCGCUGACCAUGAGAUGGCCGCCGAUAUUGAUGUGGGCCAGGCACACCGCAACGAGUCCUUUUACCAAUGCUGCAGCGGCUUCUGCAUCGAUCUGCUGGAGAAGUUCGCCGAGGAGCUGGGCUUCACCUAUGAGCUGGUGCGGGUCGAAGAUGGUAAAUGGGGUACCCUCGAGAAUGGCAAGUGGAACGGCCUGAUCGCCGAUUUGGUUAAUCGCAAAACGGACAUGGUGCUCACCUCGCUGAUGAUUAACACGGAACGCGAGGCGGUUGUGGAUUUCUCAGAGCCCUUUAUGGAGACUGGCAUAGCCAUUGUGGUGGCCAAGAGGACGGGUAUUAUCUCACCCACCGCCUUCCUGGAGCCCUUUGAUACCGCCUCCUGGAUGCUGGUGGGCAUUGUGGCCAUCCAGGCAGCCACCUUUAUGAUCUUCCUGUUCGAAUGGCUUUCGCCCAGUGGCUAUGACAUGAAGCUGUAUCUCCAGAACACCAACGUCACACCGUAUCGGUUCUCCCUGUUCCGCACCUACUGGCUGGUGUGGGCCGUCCUCUUCCAGGCCGCCGUCCAUGUGGACUCGCCGCGCGGCUUCACCUCGCGGUUUAUGACCAACGUUUGGGCCCUCUUUGCCGUGGUCUUUUUGGCCAUCUACACUGCCAACCUGGCCGCGUUCAUGAUAACCAGGGAGGAGUUCCACGAGUUCAGCGGCCUCAAUGACAGCCGCCUGGUGCAUCCCUUCUCCCACAAGCCCUCCUUCAAGUUCGGCACCAUCCCCUACAGCCACACGGACUCCACCAUCCACAAGUACUUCAAUGUCAUGCACAACUACAUGCGACAGUACAACAAGACCAGUGUGGCCGAUGGAGUGGCCGCCGUGCUCAAUGGCAAUCUGGACUCCUUCAUCUACGAUGGCACUGUUCUGGAUUAUCUGGUGGCCCAGGACGAGGACUGCCGCCUCAUGACCGUCGGCAGCUGGUAUGCCAUGACCGGCUAUGGACUCGCCUUCAGCCGCAACUCCAAGUACGUGCAGAUGUUCAACAAGCGCCUGCUCGAGUUCCGGGCCAAUGGGGAUCUGGAGCGACUCCGUCGCUACUGGAUGACGGGCACUUGCCGACCCGGGAAGCAGGAGCACAAAUCCUCGGAUCCUUUGGCCCUAGAGCAGUUCCUCUCCGCUUUCCUCCUGCUGAUGGCGGGCAUCCUGCUGGCGGCCCUGCUGCUCCUCCUGGAGCAUGUCUACUUCAAGUACAUACGAAAGCGUUUGGCCAAGAAGGAUGGCGGCCAUUGUUGCGCUUUGAUAUCGCUGUCGAUGGGCAAGUCGCUGACCUUCCGCGGAGCGGUGUACGAGGCCACCGAGAUCCUGAAGAAGCAUCGCUGCAACGAUCCCAUUUGCGACACGCACUUGUGGAAGGUGAAGCACGAGCUGGACAUGUCAAGGCUGAGGGUGCGGCAGUUGGAAAAGGUGAUGGACAAGCAUGGGAUCAAGGCGCCGCAAUUGAGGCUGGCCUCCUCCUCGGACCUGCUGAACCAUCAUCAUCUCAAGGAGCGGCCGCCUUUGCUGGGCAACCUGAGUCUCGCCGCCAGCGCCCAAGAUCUAUACAGGUCGUACAAGACGGAAAUCGCCGAAAUGGAGACGGUGCUGUGAAGUGGAAGUGGAACGAACUGCAGGACCCAUCCUAGGACGAGUGCGUCUAAUCAAAAUCAACGUUUCAAAUAAAAUGUAAACUGAAAGCUUUCGAAAAGUAAGAGAAAUGGAUACAAGAUAGCGAGUUAGCGAGAGGGCGAGUUAGCAAGUUAGCGAGUUAGCAGGAGAGCGAGUUAGCGACAAAGAGAGAUAGAGAGAGAACCCAAAGCGCCUCACACGAAAAACGUCGACGAGAAACCGCAGCCAUGAAACCCAAAGAUUGUAUAAAGUUAAACUAAAUGUAAAACAGUAACAACAGUAAACACCUAAACUUAACUUAAAAUGGAGAAAGGAACAACCCAAGCAGCCGCCGUACGAGUAAUUCAUAAAAUAAGUUUUAAAGCAGAUCGAGAGCGAGAGCCUAGGGAUCGAGAUAGAGAGAAGCGAGAGAUCAACCGUUACACUUUUGGCGAUUGAACUGUUAAACGUUAACAAGAAAAGGAAAAGCGAGAGGAGAAAAGAGGAACGAAACGAAGAGUAUAAUCAGUCCCAACCGGAAAUGAAAAGCAGGAGGAUGCUGUAUGUGUAUGUAAUCCGUUUGAUUGUUUGUAAUCGUUGUUUUGUUUGUUGUCUUUUUUUGGAUAGUAAUAUUUACGAAAAAAAAACAAAACAAAAACAAAAAAAAUCAUACCCAAACGAGGGACGCGCAGGCUGCCACGCCCAUUAUAAAAUAUACACAUUAACAGAUUUAUAUGUAUUUACCUUGCUAUAUGAUUACGACGAUAUAAAUGU
Messenger RNA from Drosophila kikkawai, 4344 nucleotides. RefSeq names its product NMDA receptor 2 (gene Nmdar2). Gene Ontology annotation, biological process: monoatomic ion transport. Gene Ontology annotation, molecular function: NMDA glutamate receptor activity. Gene Ontology annotation, cellular component: plasma membrane. NCBI's taxonomy places the organism in Eukaryota, Metazoa, Arthropoda, Insecta, Diptera, Drosophilidae. The record is from RefSeq and is a predicted model, not a curated record.